Messenger RNA from Tupaia belangeri chinensis (Chinese tree shrew), 1897 nucleotides. It is a transcript of the gene CALR, whose product is annotated as calreticulin. Gene Ontology annotation, biological process: ERAD pathway; protein folding. Gene Ontology annotation, molecular function: calcium ion binding. Lineage: Eukaryota; Metazoa; Chordata; Mammalia; Scandentia; Tupaiidae. Bases 87 to 1340 code for a protein of 417 amino acids. The record is from RefSeq and is a predicted model, not a curated record. The transcript has 9 exons. Gene Ontology annotation, cellular component: endoplasmic reticulum membrane; endoplasmic reticulum.
CCGGUGGCCAUGUUCGUCCGUACUGCAGAGCUGCUGCCGGAGGAUCGUUUUAAAGGGCCCGCGCGCCGCCGCCCCCUCGGCCCGCCAUGCUGCUACCCGUCCCGCUGCUGCUCGGCCUCCUUGGCCUGGCCGUCGCCGAGCCCACGAUCUACUUCAAGGAGCAGUUUUCGGACGGAGAUGGGUGGACCCAGCGCUGGAUCGAGUCCAAACACAAGUCAGAUUUUGGCAAAUUUGUCCUCAGUUCUGGCAAGUUCUACGGGGACCAGGAAAAAGACAAAGGGCUGCAGACCAGCCAGGAUGCCCGCUUUUACGCCCUGUCGGCCAGAUUCGAGCCCUUCAGCAACAAGGACCAGACCCUGGUGGUGCAGUUCACCGUCAAGCAUGAGCAGAACAUCGACUGUGGGGGCGGCUACGUGAAGCUGUUUCCGGGUGGUCUGGACCAGACAGACAUGCACGGAGAUUCCGAAUACAACAUCAUGUUUGGUCCUGACAUCUGUGGCCCUGGCACCAAGAAGGUUCAUGUCAUCUUCAACUACAAGGGCAAGAAUGUGCUCAUUAACAAGGACAUCCGUUGUAAGGAUGACGAAUUCACGCACCUGUACACGCUGAUCGUGCGGCCCGACAACACCUACGAGGUGAAGAUCGACAACAGCCAGGUGGAGUCGGGCUCCUUGGAGGACGACUGGGACUUCCUGCCACCCAAGAAGAUCAAGGAUCCCGAAGCUUCGAAGCCGGAAGACUGGGACGAACGGGCCAAGAUCGAUGAUCCCACGGACUCCAAGCCCGAGGACUGGGACAAGCCCGAGCACAUCCCAGACCCCGAUGCUAAGAAGCCUGAGGACUGGGACGAGGAGAUGGACGGAGAGUGGGAACCACCAGUGAUCCAGAACCCCGAGUACAAGGGCGAGUGGAAGCCCCGGCAGAUUGACAACCCCGAUUACAAGGGCACCUGGAUCCACCCGGAAAUCGACAACCCCGAGUACUCCCCUGACCCCAAUAUAUAUGCCUACGAGAACUUCGCCGUGCUGGGCUUAGACCUCUGGCAGGUCAAGUCCGGCACCAUCUUCGACAAUUUCCUCAUCACCAACGACGAGGCGUACGCGGAGGAGUUCGGCAAAGAGACGUGGGGCGUCACGAAGGCGGCAGAGAAGGCCAUGAAGGACAAGCAGGACGAGGAACAGAGGCUGAAAGAGGAGGAAGAGGACAAGAAACGCAAAGAGGAGGAGGAGGCAGAGGACAAGGACGACGAGGAGGACAAAGAUGAGGACGACGACGAGGAGGAGGACAAGGAGGACGACGACGAGGAAGACGCCGCUGGCCAGGCCAAGGACGAGCUCUAGAGGCCGCGCCACCCGCCCCCAGGACUGGGCCGAGGCCCGAGCGCUCCCGCCGCAGAGCCGGCCGCGCCAAAUAAUGUCUCUGUGAGACUCGAGAACUUUCCUUUUCUUCCAGGCGGGUAUAGAUUUGGGGUGGAUUUUGGUUUUGUUCCCCCACCCUCCUUUCUUUCUUUUUUUUUUUUUUACUGAUGUUUUUUGUCUUUAAUUCCAGCCCCCCCCCCCAUCUUUCUUGAUUUACAUCUUUUCCUCCUCCUGUUGUUUUCUCUCCCCAGACCCCUCCUUCACUACCCUCCAACCCAGGGCCUGGGGUGCAGAGGAAACGCCCUGGGUUGGAGAUUGCAUCUGCUCUCCUUCCUGGAACCCACAGGGGGACAGAGGGUGGCAGCUCUAGACCCCCAGCACUGAGAAAGAAUGGGGCUCUUCCCGUUUUUCUCCCCUCAUGUCCCCUCUGCCCCCAGGAACAGGCCACUUGGGGGUGGGGCAGCGGGUUCCAGCUCGGCUCACACUGAGAAUGUAAGAACCGCAAACAAAAUUUCUAUUAAAUUAAGUUUUGUGUCUCC